Molecule: messenger RNA, 1389 nt
Organism: Capronia epimyces CBS 606.96
Lineage: Eukaryota; Fungi; Ascomycota; Eurotiomycetes; Chaetothyriales; Herpotrichiellaceae
Exons: 6
Coding region: 1-1389 (462 amino acids)
Biological process (GO): secondary metabolite biosynthetic process
Molecular function (GO): FAD binding
Source: RefSeq, a predicted model, not a curated record
AUGCCUUUAGAGGUUGCCAUCAUAGGAGGAGGCAUUGCCGGCCUCACGCUCGCAGCGGCUCUUCAGCACAACCCGAACCUUCGAGUCAAUAUAUACGAACGGGCGACCGAGCUCAAAGAGAUAGGAGCUGUCAUCGGGCUGGCUCCCAAUGCACUACGGACGCUGGAGAAAAUCGGGGUCGCCGACGUCCUGACGGAUGCAGUGGGCUGGCGCAAUCCGAACGGCAUUCCAAUGACAUUUGCCCAUUACAAGACCGGGGAAGUCAUCAGCCGAGAUUUCUUUCGAAACGUACCGGAUCGCCGUCAUCACUUUGCGCGGAUGCAUCGAGCCAGGCUGCAGCAGGGUCUUCUCAAGCAUGUUGCACCACAUGUCAUACAUCUGGGCAAGAAGGUUGCGUCCGUGGCUGCUCAUCGUGACCAAGGGGCCACGGUGACCUUCAGCGAUGGCAGUACCAUCAACACCGACGUCGUUAUUGGGGCCGAUGGAAUCAAAUCGAAAGUGAGGCAGUCUUUCGUGCCAAACCAUACGUUGUCAUGGACGGGGGAUGUGGUGUUCCGCACUGUAUUCAACUACUCUCUGGUCGAAGAUAUUCCCAAUCUUCCUCAGAACUCUACGCAUUUUACUAACGGGCUGGAUUUCUUCUUUGCCACGAGAGCGGGGUCUGAUCAAUAUGCGGUCACGGCCACCUUUAUCGUCGACCCCAGAACAGAUCACCAGUACAGCGAAACCGACUGGAACAAAAGUGCCAGUGUGGACACUCUCCGCGAACGCUACGCAAGCUGGAAUUCACUGGUCUUAGCAAUCAUCGACCGCAUCCCAUGGGUGCGUUCAUACACCAAUAUAGCCGGCCGAGUACUUGACCAGUGGAGUUUCGAAGAUCGAGUCACUCUGCUCGGCGAUGCCGCUCACACUCAUGGAGGAGCCUUCGCUGCGGGUGCCGCCUUGGCCAUCGACGACGCCUAUGCGCUAAGUCUGGCUUUUGAAGAGGUCUUCCCGUCGAGCGGUGGAAUCGUUCCACAGAAGUCUGUCCCCGAUCAGCUUCUUCGCGUUUUUGACUUGUACGAGGCCGUCCGAAAACCACAUUCUUCGAAACUUUUAGCCAUUGUUGAAGCGCACCGCCGCAACAAUCUCUCUCAAUUGGCCAAGAGGCGCAGCGGACACGGCGAGACCGACGAGGAAUUCAGGAAAAGAUACACGGCCCGCAUGGACGCCACAUGGUUGGCGGAACAUGACGUUGAAGCCACCUUUCGAAAACAUGUCGAGGUGGGAAAUGUCGCAGGGAAAGGAAAUAGUGCCACUGUCGAAGAGAAGAUCACAACAGUGCCAGGGAAGGUCAUUGUUGAAAUCACCGAGGCCGAAGUUCACGUUCCGGCCAGGGCAACAUUGUGA